This is a messenger RNA of Amyelois transitella, 852 nucleotides long. RefSeq names its product elongation of very long chain fatty acids protein 7-like. Gene Ontology annotation, biological process: fatty acid elongation, saturated fatty acid; fatty acid elongation, monounsaturated fatty acid; very long-chain fatty acid biosynthetic process. Gene Ontology annotation, molecular function: fatty acid elongase activity. NCBI's taxonomy places the organism in Eukaryota, Metazoa, Arthropoda, Insecta, Lepidoptera, Pyralidae. The record is from RefSeq and is a predicted model, not a curated record. The transcript is spliced from 5 exons. Gene Ontology annotation, cellular component: endoplasmic reticulum membrane. Bases 1 to 852 code for a protein of 283 amino acids.
AUGGCCCGGCUGACAAAGAUGUCGACAGCGCUGACGGGGGGUUAUUUCAAAUUCCCUAAUAAUGUAAUCGUGGAUUACAUAGACGAAUGGACUUUAAUGAAAUCCCCUAUGCCUAUGCUAAUCAUAUGGGCUUCAUACAUAAUAUUUGUGUUUAAAGCUGGCCCAGAAUACAUGAAAAACAGACCAGCAUUCCGUUUACAUACACUUUUAGCAUUGUAUAACCUUUUCCAAAUAUCAAGCGCUAUAUAUCUUUACUUGUCAGCUAAGUUGAUAGAACUCUUGGACACCAUAUUCUUCGUUCUGAGGAAGAAGCAGAAUCAGGUGACAUUCCUCCACGUAUACCACCACAGCGUCAUGCUGUUCAGCACUUGGCUCACUCUGAAGUUCGAGCCGUCAUUCAGCCCUAUAUUUCUGGGCACGCUGAACUCUUUCGUCCACGCGAUCAUGUAUACAUAUUAUGGACUUUCAGCAUUCCCGUCACUGACUAAGUGUUUGUGGUGGAAGAAGUAUAUUACUACUGUUCAAUUGUGGCAAUUCGUAAUGGUCUUCUUGCAUACUUUAUCAAACUACGCCAUCGGAACCUGCCCCCCUUCAUACAUUCUCCUCACUACAAUCACGUUCAAUUCCUGGUUUUUCCUUUACCUUUUCGGUAGAUUCUACAUCAAUUCAUAUCUGAAAAAUGAAGGAAAGUCUUGUAAAACUGAAAAUGGAAAAAAGAACAAUGGUUUUACAAAAGGGAAUGAUGAAAAUGAACGCAGUGACGGAGUUGCUGUUAAGAAAAUGGUGACAUUUCUUUCGUCUGGUAUAGCAAGCGCGUAUCAGUAUGAAAAGAGUGAGCAAUUUGUGAAGUAA